Coniophora puteana RWD-64-598 SS2 is the source of this 1074-nucleotide messenger RNA. RefSeq lists its product as uncharacterized. The annotation marks the transcript as partial. Gene Ontology annotation, molecular function: protein kinase binding; cyclin-dependent protein serine/threonine kinase regulator activity. The record is from RefSeq and is a predicted model, not a curated record. Gene Ontology annotation, cellular component: cyclin-dependent protein kinase holoenzyme complex; nucleus. The transcript is spliced from 2 exons. Gene Ontology annotation, biological process: regulation of cyclin-dependent protein serine/threonine kinase activity. Lineage: Eukaryota; Fungi; Basidiomycota; Agaricomycetes; Boletales; Coniophoraceae.
CUCAACAUGUCUGCAGAUCGUCGUCACCCCGCUUCUCUCAUCCCAAGGUCUCAACACAGUUCCGAUCUACUUGAGCUCGUCCGCAAGCCGGUCACUAUGGACAUGGUUUCUUAUAUUGCCCUUCAGUGUUCUCGUGUUAUCCUUAUCGAAGAUCAGCCGCUCCUUCCGACACCUCCGCAUACACCUGUCAAGUCUGUCCUUCCCGCCGACAAGAGCUCUCUGAACCCGCCGCUGCCAUCCCUGGAGGAUUUCAUCGUUCACAUCGCCACCAAGUCUAACGUUCAGGUUCCCACACUUUUGACCACGCUCAUUUACUUGAACCGGCUUCGCUCGAAGCUUCCCGCCAUGGCUAAAGGUAUGCCGUGCACUAGACACCGGGUCUUCCUGGCCACCCUCAUUGUAGCGGCCAAGUAUCUCAACGACUCGUCUCCCAAAAACAAGCACUGGGCCGCUUAUGGCGUUCUCUUUGACAUCGCCGAGAUUAACCUCAUGGAAAAGCAGCUGCUCUUCUUGCUUGACUACGAUCUCCGCUUUGAUGAAGCCGAAGCUUGCACUCACUUUGGUCCUUUCAUGCCCUCCAAAACCCGGUGUAUGCCAUCGCCCGCGGAGCAAGAAACGCGGGCUGCGGCUGUCGAUAAGGUCUCCAAAGCUGGGAAGGCUAGAUCUAGGGGCCCAUCUCCGCCCACUCCCGAACGUUGCUCUGCUCCUCCUGCGCCUCCCUCAUUUGUCUCCACGGUCAAGUGUAUCGCUCAUCGCCUCUCGACCAACCGUCUCUCAAUCAAUGCCGCUCAGCUGUCUGCUAAAUCAUCGGGCGCUGCGAUUCCUUCCCCGAUCUCCAGCGUCCAUAGCUGCGAUAGCUUGAGCGCACCUGAAUCGGAUCCAGGUUCCCUCACUGAGGACAAUGGCUCGUCGACAGGCUCGCCGAGUGACUCCGAGGUUGAGGAUGAGAAGAAUAGCACCCAAAGCGGUGUUCGCAGGGCCCGCUUCGUUCUGCCCUCGGUACCAUCCCACGUGUAUAGGGAGGGACGCAAGACUUCUGCCACAUCAGUCAUGUCUGAACGGACUGUCAAGGGC